Messenger RNA from Phytophthora nicotianae INRA-310, 1727 nucleotides. Its product is annotated as CAMK protein kinase. Gene Ontology annotation, cellular component: spindle pole centrosome; spindle midzone; chromosome passenger complex. Gene Ontology annotation, biological process: mitotic spindle organization; protein phosphorylation; regulation of cytokinesis. Bases 582 to 1613 code for a protein of 343 amino acids. Lineage: Eukaryota; Oomycota; Peronosporomycetes; Peronosporales; Peronosporaceae. The transcript has a single exon. The record is from RefSeq and is a predicted model, not a curated record. Gene Ontology annotation, molecular function: protein kinase activity; ATP binding.
AAAUAGCCUAACAGACCGGAUGCACUCUUUGCUGUCUGAUACCUUCAUCCUCUGCAUCGGCACCGAAGAUCGUGCAAUAAUGGGCAUAGGCACGCGAGGGGGGGGAUGUCACGCCAGUCGCAAGACCCCAACACAGCCAGUGCGGCAGCGAUAUAUCCAUGGUAUCUGAAUCAUAUCAUGUGCAACCGACUGCGAAAUCAUUCACGAUAGCGACUUGCUUGCUAGCAAAGCUUCAACCGAGCGCACUCGAAGACCGCGCGUAGCCAAGUCAGCUUGCCAGAUUUUUUUUUUUUUUUGGUGUAGGCAGCCGCUCGAAUGCAUUUUUUUGAUUAUGAAAACACCAUAGUGAAAAAAAGAGAGACAUUUUCUUGAGAUAAGACCGCAUGGAAAUGUACCCCUGACAUUCAUUCACCCCAUCGUCCAUACUCAAUCCAAGUAUAACGUUUCGAACCUCACAGAAAUCCCGUGGAGACCUUCACCACUUAUGAUACAUCAUCAUGAUAGCUUCCAGGAUUCCACGCCAUCAAGACAAGACCUGCUCAUUUCCCUAACUACCCUCAAGAGAUCACAACAGUAUCAACAUGCUGGCCUGCGUAGCGACCAGCACUCCGUCGCCUGUGCGGCUGCAAAUGCCGGCAAAUGAGCACCACCAGCAGCUCCAGAAGGGCCCAUACACGAUCAUCAAGGAGCUCGGCUCGGGGCUUCACGGCCGCGUGCUUCUGGCCUAUGACGACCGACUACAGCGCGAUGUGGCCGUCAAGCUCCCGGCUGCGCUUACAGUCGACUCGCUCUCGACAGACCGCGUAAAUGUGGACGAACUGGAGCACCAGGUGACGUCUAUUGUGCACGAAUGCAACGCAAUGCGUCGCGUACAGCACCCCAACGUCCUGCAGAUCGACCGGUUAGUGUCCGGCAAGAAAGGUGACUACGACUACGUGGCCAUGGUGACCGAAUUCACGCCAAACGGCGACAUGUUCGACCUGUUAGAAGUCGGUGGAGCUCUUCCGGAACCACUAGUAAAAGUGUACGCGUGCCAACUACUACGCGCAUUGGAGGCUUGUCAUGCCAAUGGUGUCGUGCACCGAGAUGUCAAGCCGGAAAAUUUGCUGCUGGAUGCCAAUUAUCAGCUUAAACUCGCUGAUUUUGGCGUGGCAGCAAUGGCACCAUUGGGACAAGAUGCCACUGAAGUUUUCUCGCGAGACGAGAGCGGAACGGCGCUGUAUAUGGCUCCAGAGAUCAGGUCCAGACGGAUGUACCGCGGCACUCCAGUGGAUGUUUGGUCUGCGGGCGUGGUGCUAUUUAUCUUGAUCACGGGUCUACCGCCGUUCAACGAAGCGAGCAAGGGAGACGCCUGGUACGACGACCUUCUGGAUGGAGAUUUGGAGCACUUUUGGUCAUCGCAGCCGGGAGAAGUAGUCCAGACAAUCACUCCUGGAGCUCGGGACCUCAUUUCGUCGAUGCUUGUGGCUCCGGAUGAGCGCAUUACGGUGUCAGAGGCUUUGCAGCACCCGUGGCUUCGAGGUGCAGACUGCGUGGAUCCAUCUUUGAUUCGCCACGCCGUGUCGACUCACCUCGAGGCGGCUCUUGCUGCCAGUAAAAUGGAGACGGCUUGAAUGCAAAGAAUAGUGUAGAUAGGCAACUGUUAUUUAUCAAUUUGCAAGAAAUGUAACAUACUUUUGGUCUCAUACUGUGGCAACCUUCUCCUUACAAGUUAUAGUAAUCGACGA